AUGAGUGACCUCCAAGCAAAAAAAGAUGUGGCGGUUGGGGAUAGACAGUCUUCUUCCUCGUCGAUGGUUCUUGAUGGGCCAUCGCCGCUAAGAAAGAUGAUAUCGGUGGCUUCUAUCGCCGCCGGUAUUCAGUUUGGUUGGGCUCUUCAGCUAUCUCUGCUAACUCCAUACGUUCAGCUUCUCGGAGUCCCACAUAAAUGGUCAUCUUUCAUAUGGCUCUGUCUCUGUGGUCCUAUCUCCGGCUUGCUUGUCCAGCCAUCCGUUGGUUACUUCAGCGACAGAUGCAAGUCAAGAUUCGGUCGUCGUCGUCCUUUCAUCGCCACGAGUGCCUUGCUUGUCGCCCUUGCUGUUAUACUAAUCGGAUUCGCGGCUGAUUUCGGGCACACCAUGGGAGACAAACUCGACGAAGCUGUCAAGAUGCGAGCCGUUGGUUUCUUCGUUGUCGGUUUCUGGAUCCUUGACGUGGCUAACAACACUCUUCAAGGACCUUGUCGCGCUUUUCUUGGUGAUUUAGCAGCUGGAGACGCUAAGAAAACGCGAACAGCAAACGCAAUUUUCUCUUUUUUCAUGGCCGUUGGAAACGUUUUGGGAUACGCUGCAGGAUCGUACACUAACCUCCACAAGAUCUUCCCUUUCACGGUGACUAAAGCAUACGACAUCUAUUGCGCAAAUCUCAAGAGCUGUUUCAUCAUUUCCAUCACUCUCCUUCUAGUCGUCACCAUCAUAGCUCUUUGGUACGUGGAAGACAAGCAAUGGUCGCCAAAGGCAGACUCUGAGAAUGAUAAAACUCCGUUCUUCGGCGAGAUCUUUGGAGCUUUCAAGGUGAUGAAACGUCCAAUGUGGAUGCUAUUAAUCGUCACGGCCUUGAACUGGAUCGCGUGGUUCCCUUUUCUUUUAUACGAUACAGAUUGGGUGGGUGGUGAAGUGUACGGUGGAGACUCAAAAGGAGAUGACAAAAUGAAGAAACUAUACAACCAAGGAAUUCAAGUUGGUUCGUUGGGAUUGAUGCUUAACUCUAUCGUUCUUGGAUUCAUGUCGCUCGGUAUUGAAGGGAUUAGUAAGAAAAUGGGAGGAGCUAAAAGGCUUUGGGGAGCUGUGAAUAUCAUCCUUGCCGUGUGUUUGGCAAUGACGGUUUUGAUUACUAAAAAGGAGGAGGAGCACCGGAGAAUCGCCGGUCCGAUGGCCCUUCCUACCGAUGGCAUCAGAGCUGGAGCAUUAACUCUCUUUGCUCUUCUUGGAAUUCCUCUUGCUAUUACAUUCAGUAUUCCGUUUGCACUAGCUUCCAUAAUCUCAAGCAGCUCCGGCGCCGGUCAAGGACUAUCUCUAGGAGUUUUAAACAUGGCAAUAGUGAUUCCACAAAUGAUUGUAUCGUUUGGAGUUGGUCCUAUUGAUGCAUUAUUUGGAGGUGGAAACUUACCAGGAUUUGUUGUUGGAGCUAUUGCAGCGGCAAUCAGCAGUGUUGUGGCAUUUACUGUUUUGCCUUAA
Messenger RNA from Arabidopsis lyrata subsp. lyrata, 1485 nucleotides. Its product is annotated as sucrose transport protein SUC8. Gene Ontology annotation, molecular function: sucrose:proton symporter activity. The transcript has 3 exons. NCBI's taxonomy places the organism in Eukaryota, Viridiplantae, Streptophyta, Magnoliopsida, Brassicales, Brassicaceae. The record is from RefSeq and is a predicted model, not a curated record. The coding region runs from base 1 to 1485 and encodes 494 amino acids. Gene Ontology annotation, biological process: transmembrane transport; sucrose transport. Gene Ontology annotation, cellular component: plasma membrane; vacuole.